This is a messenger RNA of Aphis gossypii (cotton aphid), 1783 nucleotides long. It is a transcript of the gene Gmer, whose product is annotated as GDP-L-fucose synthase. NCBI's taxonomy places the organism in Eukaryota, Metazoa, Arthropoda, Insecta, Hemiptera, Aphididae. Gene Ontology annotation, molecular function: GDP-L-fucose synthase activity. Bases 301 to 1266 code for a protein of 321 amino acids. Gene Ontology annotation, biological process: nucleotide-sugar biosynthetic process. The record is from RefSeq and is a predicted model, not a curated record. The transcript is spliced from 7 exons.
AUAAUCUAUAAACCUUGAUAAGGUCUAUGAUCGAGACAGUGAUAACGGAACGUGGUGAUAACGGGUCGGCUGCUGUGCCUCCACGAUUCUGUAAUAUAAAGCGAAGGAGAGGAGAUGUUAUCAAGGUUAAUAAUAAAUAAUAAACAUUCUUAACAGUCAAAUGUUAUUCAAAAGUUGCACGUAAUCAGUUUAUAUAAUUUUGAAAUAAUCAAAACUCAAAAGCCAUAAUAUAAAUACCAGUAUACUUAUUCGCUCAACCACCUAUUUAAGCUGAAGAACAAUUGAUAUCAAAUUCACGCAAUGGCCAAAGUCAUUUUAGUUACUGGUGGAUCGGGACUAGUGGGCAGCGCCAUUAGAACAAUUGUUGAAACCCAAAAUGAAGCAUUACCUGAUGAAAAAUGGAUAUUUACUAAUUCUAAAGAAGCAGAUCUCAAUGAUGUACAAGCGACAAAAGAUUUAUUUGAAAAGUAUAAACCUACACAUGUCAUACACUUGGCGGCCAUGGUUGGUGGUUUAUUUCAUAAUAUGAACAACAAUUUGGACUUUUUGCGCAAAAAUUUACACAUAAAUGACAAUGUACUAGAAACUAGUUUUCAAUACAAUGUAAAAAAAGUAGUAUCAUGUCUAUCUACAUGUAUUUUUCCAGACAAAACAUCAUAUCCAAUAAAUGAAACUAUGAUUCAUAAUGGGCCUCCUCAUCCAUCCAAUUUUGGUUAUAGUUAUGCCAAGCGACUGUUAGACAUCUCAAAUAAAGCAUACCAUCAAAAACAUGGAGUAAUAUAUACUUCAGUAGUUCCAUGUAAUGUGUUUGGACCACAUGACAAUUUUGACUUACAAAAUGCCCAUGUAGUUCCAGCUCUCAUUCAUCGACUUCAUAUAGCUAUAGAAAAAGGGGAUGAAAAAUUUGUGGUACUAGGAUCUGGAAAACCUUUGAGACAAUUCAUUUAUUCUUUGGAUCUUGCCAGACUAUUUGUUUGGGUUUUAAGGAAUUAUAAUGAUGUCGAACCUAUCAUAUUAUCAGUGGAUGAGAAAGAUGAAAUAACAAUUCGGUCAUUAGCUGAAAUGAUUGCAAAAUCAUUUAAUUUCCAAGGAAUUUUAGAAUUUGACACUAGUGCUGCAGAUGGUCAGAUCAAAAAAACUGCUAGUAAUGAAAAACUUAGAAAAUUGUUACCAAAUUUUAAAUUUACCAAUUUAGAAACAGCUAUAGCUGAUACUGUUGAAUGGUUCAAAAAUAAUAAUAAACAAGCAAGACUGGUUGCACCGUAAAGAAUAUUAUUAAUUUAAAAAUAUGUUUUUAUUUAUAUAAGAAAUCUGAAUUUAUCUUACAUUUUAUUUUUGUUAUAAGUACUGUUAUUUAUAUUGUAUGGUAAACAAUAAUCUUAAUUAAGUAAAUUACUAUAUUUGAUCCUCAAAACUGUUUUCUUACUAAAACUGUUAUAUUAAAGUACAAAAUAAUUAUUAUAAAUAGUCCAGAGACCAGAAUUGUUGGUUAGUUGUAAUAAACUAUAAUUGUAUUUUAGUUUAAAAAAACCCUAUAAUAUAAAAUAGUCUUAGUUAAUAAUAUAGUUGCAACACUAAUGUAGUAAAUAAGUAUUAUUAAAACGAAUGGCGAUUUUAUAUUCGUUAGUAUCUAAAAUUAAUAAACUAUUAAAAAUUAAAACAGGUACAGUUUUUUUAACAAAAAAAAUAAAUAUGAAAGACGAUUACAAAAUAUGUGCUUAGAUAUUAAAAAAGUAUCAGAAAUUAAAUGUUUUUUACAAAACAUAUUAUUUGUAUGUCGAAA